AGUGCCCAAGGAGGCGCACAUGUUUGCUAAAGUUAGAGGUAAGUAGGUGCAUCAUAGUUUGCUUCUAGACAUAAACCCGUUGCUGGGAUCAUCGUUGCUUAUAUAGUCAGCUUUGAGUCUACGUUUUCCCGUUUUGAAUCAUAUAAACUUUAUAAAAGCGAAUUCACAGCCCGAAGGAGAGGUUACGCGCUCUUGGAGAGGGAACGAGUUUGCUGCCAAAUAAGUUUGGAGACCAGACGCCUGCUCGUGAGCGCCUGGCGCACGCUUUUUAAUUACUUCUACACCGAAGCGAUUACUCAGAGGAUCUGAAGAUGAAUGACACGGAUAUAUUUUGCAAAAACAACCAAACAGACAACCUGACUGACCCGUCAUGCCUCAACUCACCCCCCUCGCCUUACAGCUACAUCGAUAUAACCACCUUCAUGCACAUAUUCCCUUCAAUUUAUGGCAUCCUGUGUUCAGUUGGAGUUAUAGCCAACGGACUGGUCAUCUAUGCAGUGGCGGCAUGCAAGAAGAAAAUGGUAUCGGAUAUCUACGUGCUAAACUUGGCAAUAGCAGACAUGCUCUUCUUGCUUGUGAUGCCCUUCAACAUCCACCAGCUGGUCAGAGACAGACAAUGGGUCUUCGGAGACUUUAUGUGUAAAGCGGUUGUGGUGGUGGACGUCAGCAACCAGUUUACCACAGUGGGAAUUGUCACUGUGUUGUGCAUUGAUCGGUACAUAGCUAUUGUCCACCCCACCUCAGAAAAGAGGACCAUCCAGUGGACCAUCACUAUCAACAUGCUGGUGUGGCUGGGCAGCUUCGUCCUCACUGUCCCAGUCAUGAUAUAUGCCAAGGUUGUUCGCAGGCAGCAUUUGGAGGUGUGUAUGCUGUACCUGAACAGGCCUGAAGACAUGUACUGGUACACUCUCUACCAGUCUGUUCUGAGCUUCAUCAUCCCUCUCAUCAUCAUCAGCACCUUCUACUCACUCACUCUCUACCACAUCUUCAGCUCCAUUCGGCGGGUUAAACGGAAGCAGUCUGUUUGGGCAAAAAGAGCCACCAAGAUGGUCCUAAUGGUCAUCACCCUGUUCUUGAUCUGCUGGUCACCCUACCACGUGAUUCAGGUGAUAAACCUGAGCAACAACAAGCCGACUCUUGCCUUCAUCUAUGCUUACAACAUCAGUAUCUGCCUCAGCUACUCCCAUAGCUGUAUCAACCCACUCAUGCUGCUCAUAUUUGCCCAAAACUAUCGCGAGCGUCUUUGUCGCAAGAACGUGCUACACCAUUCACAUACUUCAUCCAAGAUCACUGUGGUCAAAACAGAUGGUUCCAGCAAUGACCCCAACUACUGCUGUACGGUCAUCUAAGUAGACGUCUUUUUGUAUAUACAAAUGCAAAUGCUUUACUGCUCCUCCAAACGGAGGUAGCUUAAUGAAUGGUGUUGUCGGUGAAGUAAGAAAGAAAUUGAUUGAAU
Monopterus albus (swamp eel) is the source of this 1456-nucleotide messenger RNA. It is a transcript of the gene mchr2b, whose product is annotated as melanin concentrating hormone receptor 2b. Gene Ontology annotation, biological process: neuropeptide signaling pathway. Gene Ontology annotation, molecular function: G protein-coupled receptor activity; neuropeptide binding. The record is from RefSeq and is a predicted model, not a curated record. NCBI's taxonomy places the organism in Eukaryota, Metazoa, Chordata, Actinopteri, Synbranchiformes, Synbranchidae. Gene Ontology annotation, cellular component: plasma membrane; neuron projection.